AUGGCCAUUGGAGAUUUUAAUGCCAUUCUCUCUUCAGAUGAUAAAAAAGGCAGUCAUAUCAAAGGUUGCAGAUGUCAAUCUUUUGGUGAUUUUAUGGACAAAGCCCAAUUACAUGAUUGGGCUUUCAAGAACCUCCUUUUACGUGGCACCAUGGAAAUCUUUCGAAAAUACUUGAUAGGGCUAAUUAAGUCUGAUCAUCGUUUAUGUCAUGAAGAUAGAAUUGUUCCUAAUCGUCCUUUCUGGUUUUCAGCUGGAUGGUUGGAGCACCAUAAUUUCUUUGACUUAGUCAGGGAUAAUUGGAAUUUUGACGAUAAUAUGACUAGUGCGUUUUCUAUUUUCACGGAUAAGCUUAAAAGCUGGAAUAAAUGCGAAAAUUUGAUUUGGGAUGAACUCGAAAGCAUUCUUCACCAUAAAGAGAUGCUGUGGAAGCAAAAAUCGAGACAUGAGUGGCUAAAAUUGGGGGAUGGCAAUACUAGUUAUUUUCAUAGACGUACUAUUCAGAUGCAGAAUUUUAAUAAAAUCACUGCUUUAUGUAAUGAGGAUAGGGAUUGGAUCUUUGGUCCUAAUGUUCUCAAGGCUGAAGCAGCUAAUUUCUUUCAGAAGCUCUAUGGGGAGAAUCUGUGA
Gossypium arboreum is the source of this 624-nucleotide messenger RNA. RefSeq lists its product as uncharacterized. The transcript is spliced from 3 exons. The record is from RefSeq and is a predicted model, not a curated record. Bases 1 to 624 code for a protein of 207 amino acids. Lineage: Eukaryota; Viridiplantae; Streptophyta; Magnoliopsida; Malvales; Malvaceae.